Molecule: messenger RNA, 642 nt
Organism: Ustilaginoidea virens
Lineage: Eukaryota; Fungi; Ascomycota; Sordariomycetes; Hypocreales; Clavicipitaceae
Exons: 2
Coding region: 1-642 (213 amino acids)
Source: RefSeq, a predicted model, not a curated record
AUGGCUCCCAAGCGCCCCCUUGACUCGGGCGAGCUUGCUCCAGAAGCCAAAAAGCUCAAACGUGGAUUCAGAGUCGGGCCAGACAAUCUCCCCGAUGGUGCUUGGCGACGAAAAGUGACCAAAAUAAAAAAGGACCUGAUUCACAAGGCCAAAGUCAAGAAGCAGUAUGGAAAAAUCAAGGCUCGUGAGCAGCAGAAAUCCCCGGCAGGGCUGAGGGGGGAGGACGCCGAUGACGACGGAGCCGACUCGGGUCGCGGUAUGGACGGCCAGCCGAAUCAGGAGGAAGAGGAUGAGCAAGUACAGAUACACCCUGCACGAGAACUCAUGCUCAAAGACGAGGAAAUGGCCCAGGCUGGCGCCACUGCCGGUGAAGCCACCACGAGUGAUGGCUCGAGGCGACGAACCAGGAGGCCAGGCUACUACGAUAAACAGCUCCAGAAAGCAGAAGAGCGAAGGAAAGAGAAGGAGGAGCGGGAACUGGAGUUUCAGCGACGGGGGGAGGAGAGGGAAAGGAAGCUCGCAGAACGGCAGCGAUUCAAAAAGGCCAUGGCCAGAACAGUGGGGAGAGACGGCAAGAAGAAGCUGGGCAGAGAGAGCGCGAUUCUGCUAGACAAGGUCAAGAGGUUGAUGGCUGACAAGUAA